AUAAAUGAACACUAUUUUUUCAAUAUUACCAGAUGGCUUAAACGGUGGUGAAUAUUGUGUAGUAAAGUCACCGACUGCUUGUGGUUCGUUGUAAAAACCAGUCAGACUUUCAUUUACUUGAUAUUUUUUCAUUUGUAUUUAUUUCCCGUUGCUACUUUACGUCAAACAACGUCGCAGGUGUUUACAUUAUUUAAUAAAAAAUAACUUGAAAAUAACCUUCUGUCAAGAGUGUACGUCAUUAUUUCCAUAAAUUGCAGUCGUUCUAUGUCCGGCUCCGGACUUGUGGGCCUUUGUGACGUCACUGGCAACGAGUUCUCGCGAGAUUUCAGCCUAGAAUGCCAAUGCAUUCUUUCGAAGCUUCAUUUGGUCAAGUUGCUAGGUAAGAAUGUCUAAUUAUGGACUCGUCUCCUUAGUCACCAAACAGUCUAUCUAUCAUGUAAUUGAAUAACGUUAAGUACAACAUAUUGGACAUUUAAUGGAACUAACCAUCCUCAUUAACGCGUGGUUAGCAGGCGUUUCAAACUGGCUAAGGCUAACGUUAGCAUUGGUGAGCUCAUGCUCAGCACUAUAAAUACAUAUAUGUACUAUAUGCACACCGCAGUGAAUAGUGGAAAAGGAAAUCAAACAGCAUAGUGCUACUUACUGUUAGCCUUGCUGCUUAUUAGCAGAGCUACGUUGUAACCUAGCUACUUUGUUAGCCUCCAUCUACUUAGCUUAGUUAUUGUCCCUGAUCCUAUCUAUAGUGAUCAAUCCCGUUGUUGGAUCAGUUGUUUUCCUUGCAAGUUAUUGAUGGGAGAUGUUCUUUCAUAAUUCAUUCUCUGAUUCUUUGAUCUCCUUUCUACAUCAAGUUUCCUUUUUUGUCCACAAGGGGAUAUUAUCUCUUCCUCUUCGUCUCAGCUCCAGUCUGACUUUUGGGCCUGCUUCUUUAGCUAACUGUCGCUCAGUAGCUUCCAUGGCUGUGUGCGUGCACGUCAAAGUGUUGGUGGUCUUUGUGGACACGAAGACCACAAUGUCUACUUGUCCUUAACUGUUUUUCAGGACCGCACUUCCCUCUUUGCUCCAGACUUCAACUUGAUAGGAUCCUUCCCACCGGACACAUCUUGAACUUUUCUCAUCCUCUUGCCUCCCAGAACAUUUUGACCCUCGCAAGCAUCUACGCCUUGUGACGCCAUGUCUCAGAGGUCGCAGAUGGACGGCACUCAACAAGGCUUCGGCGUGGGUCGGGGGCUCCUUGCCGCUGCAGAGACUUUAAACUUCGGCAUGAAUCAGCUGGUGGGCGGGGCUUCAGGGGUGGGCGGUGGCAUGGAGGGCCAGGAGAGCAGCUCCCGCAUGUCCCGUGGUGGUGGCGGCGGCGGCAAUCUUGGCAGCACCAUGAAGCUUUUUGCCAGCUUGGGGCUGUCGCCCUCGGAUCUGGAUGCUCUGGCUCAGAUUCCAGAGGAGGACAUCAGUGUGGAGACUCUGCCGCAAAUCAUCAUGCAGCUCAAGAACCGUAAGGUGGACACGGGGCGGGGGGCAGCAUCCUCCAUGUCGUCAGAUAAGUCCUACAGAGGUGGCGGUUGGGACAAUGUGGGCAGGAUGGGCGGGACGUCUUUAGGGCAAGGUUCUGGCCCGUCAGACUUUGGCUUCACUUCCCAGCAGGAGGUCUCCCUCAACCGUGGGCUGGGCCUGAAUUAUGGAGGCGGGAACAGAGGGAGGUUCCCUUCUGAGCCUUCACGCCACGACUCCUACGGCAGCCUGCAGGGGGCGUCUCUGUCCGAGCCUGGCUUUUUGCAGAGGAGGAAGGGCUCCCCGUCACAAGGAAAAGUCCAAGACUUCUUGGGAGUCCUGCCCUCCAUGUUUCCCCACGUGUGCUCACUUUGCGACUUUGAUGUGCAUUCCACCAUGGAGUGGAACCAACACACAAAUGGCUUGCGACAUGCCGAGAACAGACGAGUGCUGCUCAACAUGUAUCCAGAGUGGGACCCCAGUGUGGCUUCUGGCAGAAGCCUCAUGGAGUCCACUAACAUGUCUGCGGGACUACUUGGACCACCCCCCUCGGGGCCUGGGCCGGCAGCAGGGAUGAUGUCCAAUUGGGGCUCAGGUAUGGGUCCUGGUCUGUCGGGGAAGAACCAGUCAGGACAAAACAUGUUGAGGAGCAGAGUGGUGGUGGUUAAAUACGACAGGAAGCCCCUCAGCAAUAAGACGUUAUUCGCCUUCACGGAACCUUUCGGGCGUCUGCGGGAGCACCUGAUCCUCAAGAAUAAGGCUUUCUUGGAGAUGGAGCGUCACGAAGAAGCGCAGGACAUGGUCAACUACUACCAGUUGAAGCCGGCUAUGCUCUACGGGAAGCCUGUCACCUUCUACCUAUCUAGACGGCUGAUGGUCAUAGAGAAAGACCAGCGCUCGUCCGACAGGCAGAGUGACAGGCUCUCCUGGGAGAGCAAAGGACGAGGCAGUAAGGUGGUGUUCUUCUCCAACCUGCCCAGAGAAGAAGACCAGAAGGAGGAACUACUGACCAUCGCCGCUCGCUUUGGCGUGGUUGAGAAGCAUCUCUUCUUGACCAAUCAGGCGUUCGUCCAGUUGGGAACGUCAGACGAUGCAGAGAUGAUGGUCAAGUACUACACUGUCAACCCCCUCACCAUCCAAGGUCGAGCCAUCCGCAUCAACAUCUGCACCAAGUACAAGACCCUCAACAUCAAUCGCAGACAGGAAGGAGCUGCAGGGAACAGUCGGAGGGGCGGAGCCAACAGCAGCUACUCGGCAUCCAGAAACACAUCUACAUCGCCUUCCAGGAGCAGAGAUGAUGAGCACAUAGCCAAGUCUUCUUCAGAGGAUGAGGAGGACAAAGAAGGGGAGGAAGUGUCCGGAGUGGUGGAGGGGGACGAGAAUACAAGCGAGGCAGGUACAGAGGGGGUGGAGCCAGAGGAAACCGAAGAGGGCGUUCAGGAGAAGGUUCCUGAUGAUGAAGACGGUGUCACGGGUGAGACUCCUACCGAUGUGGUCAGUGCUCCUGUCAAGGCUGAGCAGGGGGAGGAGCCAGAGGAGCAGAAAGCAGAAGCGGGAAGUGCUGAAGAACACGAGCCUGAGCAGGACCGGAACUUCCUGGAGAACAUGGAGGAGUUUGUGACGCUGGAUGAACUCCCUGAUGAGGAGGAGGAGGAGUUGGCUGAAAAUGAAGGACAUCAUUCUGAAGACAUAGACACGUCCAGGAGAGGGGGGCUGAGGGUGGUCAACGUCCUGGGAUUCAGACGUGGAUACAAUUUCCUGGAUGAGUUGCUGGGGCUGGCUAAACCUUUUGGGAAGCUGGUGAAGCACCUGGUCCUGGACCGGAGACCUGAGGCCUUCCUUCAGUUUGCCACAGAGAAAGAAGCACGGGCAAUGGUCAAGUUUUACAACGGGAACGUUUCUGCGUCCGUAUGCGGGCGCCCGGUGCGGGUCAACCUUUCCAUGACCUACCCGACCAUCCAGUGCGGCGUCAGCAGGGUGGUGUAUGUGGGUCAGCUGCCCAACAGCAAAUACUUAGACGAGGACGUCUUCAAACUGGCGCACCCCUACGGCAAAGUCAGAAAGUACUUCCUGAACCGCAUCAAGAGAGAGUGUUUCCUGGAGAUGGAGAGGGCAGAGGACGCGUAUGAAAUGGCCGAAGCUUACAAAGCCAACCAACCAAAGUUAAAUGGUAGACGACUGCUCGUCUAUGUGAGCAGGAAGUACACGCAGCUCAAGUAUGGACAUCAGUGUAUCAGUGCUGUCAAGAGGGAGACGAGUAGCUCGCCUUCGAAAUCAGCCAAACAUCCAGAAGAGGAACCUCCAGCCAAGAAAAUCAAGAAAGACAAACCCAAGGAUGAAGAGGAGCAAAUGAAACCUCAAGAAGAUGAGGCGGUUAAGGACGAGCAAAUGAAACCUCAAGAGGAGGUGGCGGACAAGGACGAGCAAAUGAAACCUCAAGAGGAGGUGGCGGGCAAGGGGGAAGAGGAGGAAAAGAAACCUCAAGAGGAGGCCGUGGACAAGGGGGAAGAGGAGGAAAAGAAACCUGAAGAGGAGGUGGCGGACAAGGAGGAAGAGGAGCAAAAGAAACCUCAAGAGGAGGUGGCGGACAAGGAGGAAGAGGAGCAAAAGAAACCUCAAGAGGAGGAGCACAUGAAUCCUCAAGAGGAAGGGUCCGUCACGGAGGACGAGGAACACAUGAAACCUCAAGAUUCGGCGGUCGAGGAGAAUGAGGAGCCCAUGCAACCUCAGGAAGACAAAGCGGUCUUAGCGGAUGAGGCGCAAAUCAAACCUCAAGCGGAACAGGAGGAAAUGAAACCUCUGGUCGAAGAGGAGGUGUCAGGCCCGAAUCAAAAGACAGACAUGGACACCACAGAGAACAUUCCAUGUCUUCUGAAUCUGAAGCCGGAACCGACACAGGAGGAGGAGCAGAUCGCCAUGGAGACAUCAGCCAAUCAGGACAAACAGAUGUCAGCUCCGUUGGCUGAAACCAAACCGAGCGCUGCAUCUCUACCGCUGCCACCAUUCGACCCUAAUAGACCAAUCGGGCUGGAACACAUCAAGAUGGGGUAUUACUGCCGUGUCUGCCUGCUGUUUUACUCUAACGAGGACAUGGCCAAGAAAACACACUGCAGCAGCCAGAUGCACUACGACAAGCUGCAGAAACAUUUGGAGAAGGAAAAAAGCAAGGCGGAGAAGAAGCGAGCAAAGAAGGCUGACGCGUGACUUCAUUUUUUUUUCCCCCAACAAACGUUGAGUCGACUUUUGUGUUGAUACUUUUUCAUAAUUUUUGUUUAGACGCAGACUGCUGAUAUUUACAUUGCACAUUAAAGGACAAGCAGGCGGACUCUGCUUCAUCACAUACCUUGUUGUCCCCCUAGCAGUCACAUGAUCCAGUCACACUUCCUGUAGUUCAAAUAUCUCAGUUUGAAAGUGUCAGGAUGCGCUCCGCCUAAAAGACUAGAAAGUCCGUAUGGUUCAGCCUUUGUGAUUCUGUUCAUUGUUUGAAUGUUUUAGAAUAAAUGUUUUACACUCAAA
Molecule: messenger RNA, 5001 nt
Organism: Doryrhamphus excisus (bluestripe pipefish)
Lineage: Eukaryota; Metazoa; Chordata; Actinopteri; Syngnathiformes; Syngnathidae
Source: RefSeq, a predicted model, not a curated record